CCGCCUCUCCUCAGCCCGCCGCAUCCUCCGCCGCCGUCCGCUCCGCCAUGGCGCUUCUCCUCCCGGCCUCCCGCCUCGCCGCCCUCCCGCCUCGCUUGGCCUCCUGCUCCGCCCGAGCCAGCUCGUGGUGGGCUCAGGUGGAGAUGGGCCCCCCGGACCCCAUCCUGGGCGUGACGGAGGCCUUCAAGCGCGACACCAGCAGCAAGAAGAUGAACCUGGGGGUGGGGGCCUACCGUGACGACAACGGAAAGCCCUACGUCCUCAACUGCGUCCGCAAAGCAGAAGCCCAGAUCGCGGCCAAGAAGAUGGACAAGGAGUACCUGCCCAUCGCCGGCCUGGCGGAGUUCACCAAGGCAUCGGCGGAGCUGGCGCUCGGGGAGAGCAACGAGGUCAUCCAGAGCGGACGGUACGUCACGGUGCAGACUAUUUCCGGGACGGGGUCCCUACGAGUUGGGGCCAACUUCUUGCAACGCUUCUUCAAGUCCAGCCGCGACGUCUACCUGCCGAAACCCUCCUGGGGGAACCACACUCCCAUCUUCCGGGACGCCGGGAUGCAGCUGCAGAGCUACCGCUACUACGACCCCAAGACCUGCGGCUUCGACUUCACCGGCGCCUUGGAGGACAUUUCCAAAAUCCCGGAGAAGAGCAUCCUCCUCCUCCACGCCUGCGCACACAACCCGACCGGCGUGGACCCGCGGCCCGAACAGUGGAAGGAGAUGGCCGCCUUAGUGAAGAAGCGGAACCUCUUUGCCUUCUUCGACAUGGCGUACCAGGGCUUUGCCAGCGGGGACAUCAACCGGGACGCCUGGGCCGUCCGGCACUUCAUCGAGCAAGGCGUCAACAUCGCCCUCUCCCAGUCCUACGCCAAGAACAUGGGCCUCUACGGGGAGCGAGUGGGGGCCUUCACGGUGGUCUGCCAGGAUGCGGAGGAGGCCAAGCGUGUGGAGUCCCAGCUGAAGAUCCUGAUCCGGCCCAUGUACUCCAACCCGCCCGUCAACGGGGCCCGCAUCGCCUCCACCAUCCUCACCAGUCCCGACCUGCGCAAGGAGUGGCUGGUGGAGGUGAAGGGCAUGGCGGACCGUAUCAUCGGCAUGCGCACCCAGCUGGUGGCCAACCUGAAGAAGGAAGGCUCCUCCCACAACUGGCAGCACAUCACUGACCAGAUCGGCAUGUUCUGCUUCACGGGACUCAAGCCGGAACAGGUGGAGCGGCUGACGAAGGAGUUCUCGGUGUACAUGACGAAGGACGGGCGCAUCUCGGUGGCGGGGGUCACCUCGGGCAACGUGGCCCACCUGGCCCACGCCAUCCACCAGGUCUCCAAGUAGGGAGCAAGGGCCCCAGCAUCCCCCCCCCCCCCCAGGACCUCCUUUGGGGCAGGAGGAGGAAGAGGAGGAGGGAGAGGAAGAGGUGGCAACACGGUGGCGGUCCAGAUGGUUAUAUGGCCCUGCCUCUCUCCCUUGGCGCGCUUUCCCCAAAAAUAAGGAGCCUUUCACGCUUGUCCCAGUUUCCCUUUCCUUUUUGCAGAGGUGGUGGUGGUGGGAAAGGCUGCUUGACCCCAUAGACGUCGUCACCCAAAGAUUGUGCCACUUGGGCCCUGUCUACACUGCUAUAACAACAUCCAGAUUAUCUGCUCUGAACUGGAUUAUAUAUGGCUGCGUAGACCCAUAUAAUCCAGUUCAAAGCAGACCGUAAAAUGGAUUAUAUUUACUUUGCAUCUGCUUUGAUAAUCUGGAUUAUAUGGCCUGGUUAUUGUGAGACUACACUGCCAUAUAAUCCAGAUUAUCAGAGCAGAUAAUCCAGAUUUUCAGAGCAGAUAAUCUGGAUUUAGAUGGCAGUGUAGAUGUGCCCUGAGGCCCCUUCUACGCUGCCAUAUAAUCUAGAUAAUAAUAAUCCUCUAAUCCACAUUCUCUGCUCUGAACUGGAUUAUAUGAGUCUAUACUGCCGUAUAAUCCAGAUCAAAGGAAAUGGUCUGGAUUAUAUAUGGCAGUGUAGAUGAGGCCUCAUAUAAUCCACUUUAAAGCAGAUACUAUAG
This is a messenger RNA of Anolis sagrei ordinatus, 2032 nucleotides long. It is a transcript of the gene GOT2, whose product is annotated as glutamic-oxaloacetic transaminase 2. Gene Ontology annotation, cellular component: mitochondrion. Lineage: Eukaryota; Metazoa; Chordata; Lepidosauria; Squamata; Anolidae. Gene Ontology annotation, molecular function: pyridoxal phosphate binding; L-aspartate:2-oxoglutarate transaminase activity. The record is from RefSeq and is a predicted model, not a curated record. Gene Ontology annotation, biological process: L-aspartate catabolic process; biosynthetic process.